CGGGUUGCCAGGGAUCGCUCAUGAGGCGUAACCGGUCAACAGGCUAAUCGAGCCAUAAAACUUGCCUUUCAUCCUGGGUUGUGCAGCCAUCGUCACAGUCGUUCUCGAGCCAUCAACAGAAGAAUCGGGUCUCCCAGUAAUUCAUUGACGCCAAAAUCAAUAUGCCUGCCAUGAGGAUGCCCAUCACUCUUCCAUCCACCACGAAUGUGUCCCCUCGCCUCCGCAUCCUACAACACGCCCAGCUAGCCAUCGCAGGCCUUGCAUUCUUCGCCUUUCUCGUCACUUUUCUCAUCCCGUUUCGCCACAAACUCUUCACGCUCAGCCUUCUCUACACCCCGCUCCUCACCUCCAUCACCACCAUCUUCUUCGUCGUCCGUGAGCAAAAGAACGCAGAGGCUGGAACUCUUUCCAAGCAGAAAUAUGUCAAGUACCAGGUGCUCAAGAUGGUGGCUGCAAUCGGCAUGUCGUUCAUAGGAUUCAUCGGAUACCUAGCUAGCGCGCCUGCUGAGGCAGACCAAGACCAACAUCAUCCUGGUACGCAAGGAAUGUGGUUGAACGGAGUCAAGAUUGGAAGAUGGCAAGGUCUACUGCUUUGGCUCAACUUCUUCAACUGGGUCUUCCUCUGGGCUAGCUUGUUCUACUCAUGCUGCAUGACGAGCAAGAAGCAGGGUGCUAUUGCCCUCGCCGGUGACGAGGCCAACAUUGGUAUCGAUGAUGAUACUGCUAACGACGAAGCGAUUGCCCGCGAUCUUCAGGCUCGGGACCCCAACUGGCAGGCCUAGAUUUGAGAUGACGGUCGGAAUUUGCGACGUCGUUUUCGCGUUGGACAUAGUCGAGAGUAAUAUCUCGAAAUCAUAGUCUAUGGGCUAGAAUGGGAAAGCGAUGGAUGUGUUUAAGGCUGUUCAAGCAAGCGGUACUGUGGGGGUGAAGUAUAUCGAUUAUCAAUUGAUGAUUUGUCCAAAAUUUAUUGGAUAAUAAAGAUUUUUCACCUCAUUUCCUGUGCCCGCAUCCUUUGAACGCGUCCCACUUCUACAACCUCACUUCGCCUCAA
Messenger RNA from Bipolaris sorokiniana ND90Pr, 1051 nucleotides. RefSeq lists its product as uncharacterized. The record is from RefSeq and is a predicted model, not a curated record. NCBI's taxonomy places the organism in Eukaryota, Fungi, Ascomycota, Dothideomycetes, Pleosporales, Pleosporaceae. The transcript is spliced from 2 exons. The coding region runs from base 162 to 782 and encodes 206 amino acids.